AUGAGUCGUCCAGCGGUCGAGGAACCGUCGUCAAGCGCGCAAGAACGCGACUUCAAUACGAUUGUUACCAACCUUGCCAACCAAGACAUGGUGCUGUGGUAUCGGAAGCCAAACCUACGCAACCUCUACUUUAUGCUUAUACCGACAUGUAUGGGCAUUCAGAUGACCUCCGGCUUCCAUUCACAGAUGGUCAACGCUAUGCAGAUAUUGCCGUCAUGGAUCAAUUAUUUUGGCAAUCCUCAAGGAUCUCUCAAGGGUAUCAUUGCAGCUGCCUACCCUCUAGGUGCUAUUCUGUCGCUUCCAUUGAUACCUAUCAUCAACGAUCGACUCGGGAGACGUUGGUCCAUUUUCAUUGGAUCAUUCAUCAUGGUUAUUGCUUCUUUGGUACAAGGAUUUGCUAAUUCUGCUGGUUCUUAUAUCGCUGCUCGGUUAAUCCUUGGCUUUGGCAUCCCGCCGUGUUUAGUAUCAGGCUCCUCCUUGAUCGGAGAAUUGGGAUACCCAAAGGAACGAGCAGUUUUGACAUCGCUUUUCAGUGUUUCGUAUUUCUUCGGUCAGAUCUCUGCGGCCGGCAUAUGCUUUGGUACCAACGGGAUAACGACCAAUUGGGGAUGGCGUAUUCCUUCCCUACUCCAGAUCGUGCCCCCAAUGCUUCAACUCUGUUUCGUCUUCUUUGUUCCCGAAAGUCCGCGGUGGCUGGUUGCCAGGGACCGGAGUCAAGAAGCGAUGGAGACGCUGGUGAAAUAUCAUGCCGAGGGCCGAGAGUCUGAGUUCGUAAAAGCUGAGAUGGCACAGAUCCAGUCGACAUUGCGCAUCGAGAUGCGGAGUACCAAGAGGUCAUGGCUUGAUCUUGGAGCAACUGCUGGCAUGCGAAGACGUUUGUUGACUACCUGCAUGUUGGGGCUGUUCACUCAGUGGUCUGGCUCGACCCUAAUCUCAUACUACCUUGGCGACCUACUGCAGAUUAUCGGGAAGGACUCUUCCCAUUUCAAGCAGACUAUCAAUGUCAGCUUGUCUUGCUGGAGUCUUGUAUGUUCUUUCACCGCUUCUAUGCUUGUUCGUCGCUUCAAACGACGGCACAUGUACCUAGCCUGCACAGCUAGUCUGCUCGUUGUCUUCUCCAGUUACACUGUUAGCAUGGAGAGGGCAAUUACAGCAAAGGAGAAUGGGCAGGUAAACAAUGCUGCCGGUACAGCUAGCAUUUUUCUAUUGUUUGCAUACUCUCCCGCCUACUGUCUCGCGCUCAAUACUGUUACCUAUACAUACUUGGUUGAGAUCUGGCCCUACGCUGAGCGAUCUCGUGGUAUAGCUGUUUUCCAGCUCUUUUCGCGCUGUGCUGAGUUCUUCACGACCUUUGUCAAUCCUAUUGGGCUUGCAAACAUAAGUUGGCGGUAUUUUCUUACUUACUGCUGCUUUCUCGCUUUCGAAGUUGCUUUUGUGUACUUUUACUUCCCAGAGACAUCUGGUAGAACCCUUGAAGAAGCAACGUUCUUAUUCGAGGAUGAGAAGUCAUCGGCUGAAAAGGCCAUCCUUGAAGUGGAGAACUCAACUGCCACCGAACUCAUGCAACGAGACUCUAUGGAACGUAGAGCAGAAGAACCUCGGAUGAAGAGUUCACUGUAA
Fusarium venenatum is the source of this 1620-nucleotide messenger RNA. RefSeq lists its product as uncharacterized. The record is from RefSeq and is a predicted model, not a curated record. Gene Ontology annotation, cellular component: membrane. Gene Ontology annotation, molecular function: carbohydrate:proton symporter activity. Gene Ontology annotation, biological process: transmembrane transport; carbohydrate transport. Lineage: Eukaryota; Fungi; Ascomycota; Sordariomycetes; Hypocreales; Nectriaceae.